Molecule: messenger RNA, 2289 nt
Organism: Closterium sp. Naga37s-1
Lineage: Eukaryota; Viridiplantae; Streptophyta; Zygnematophyceae; Desmidiales; Closteriaceae
Source: the annotation of a GenBank genome assembly
AUGUUCACCGGAGAUCCCUAUGCGUGGCCGUCGCGCCGCUCGCCCGUCCUCGCGACGCGCGGGAUGGUCGCGUCGUCGCAGCCGCUCGCCAGCGAAGCCGGCCUCCGGAUUCUGCGGGCCGGCGGCAACGCGGCGGACGCGGCGGUCGCCAUGGCGGCGGCUCUUGCGGUGUGCGAACCGUGCAGCACCGGACUAGGCGGAGACGCCUUCCUCCUCUUCUACCGCGCAUCUACCCGCACAGUCCACAGCAUUCAGGGCAACGGCCGCUGCCCCGCCGCGCUCUCGCUCCCCCACCUCGCCACUCUCGGCUUCUCCCAAGCUUGCCCCCUCCCCCCCUUCCACCCUCUCACCGUCACCGUCCCCGGCGGCGCCGCCUGCUGGGCCGACACCAUCCAACGGUUCGGAUCGCGCCACGUGUCGCUCCGAGAGGCGCUCGAGCCGGCCGUACAGCUGGCAGAAGGCGGUUGGCCCGUACCGCCCCUGACAGCUGGACAGUGGGAGCGAGGCGUGGAGCAGUUGAAGCAGGGAGGGCCACAUGGCGGCGAGCUAUUGGUGGACGGGGAGAGGGCGCCGAGGGCUGGCGAGGUGUUUAAGAACCCGGGCAUGGGCAACACACUGAGGCUGCUGGGAGGUGCGUCAGCGGCUAUGUCCAUCUCAGGGCCAGCGUCACUUUCAAUUUCCUUGCCCAAGUUCAUUCCUCACAAUUUAGAACGGUUCUUCUUUCCUCUCCCCUCCACGCACAACAGAGCAAGUCAAGGAUGGCUUCCACACUUGUCCAAUGGCCGAUGCCAUAGUGGCAGCGGUGCAGGCCCAGGGCGGUACUUGCAUCUCACGGCUCCAUUCAUGUCAUCCCCCCCCUUUCCCCCAUCCCCCACACCUUUCCCCCUCUUCCCCCAUCAGAGCAAGGCAGGGAUGGCAUCUACACAGGCCCCAUGGUGGAAGCCAUGGUCACAGCAGUGCAGGCUCAGGGCGGGGUGGUCUCUCUGCCCGACCUCAUACUUGAUGCUUCGCUGCUCUCCCUCCCUCCCCGCUCCGCCACCCACAACAGAUAAAGGCAAGGAUGGAUUCUACACAGGCCCGGUGGCCGAAGCCAUAGUGGCAGCAGUGCAAUCCCAGGGAGGGGUGCUCUCUCUGCACGACCUCGCCUCCCACGUCUCCUCCUUCGCCCCCCCCAUCAGCACCACCUUCCACGGCCUCACCAUCUGGGAGGUCCCUCCCCCCACCCACGGCCUUGCCGCUCUCAUCGCUCUCAACAUCACCGAGGCUUACUAUUCCACGCACGGGCUUCCCGAGCCUGCCCGGGAGGCCCGGGGAGCGGGGCCCGAAGCUGCGGGCGAGGCUCGGGAGGAGGGGCGGGUCAAGGGGGAGGCGGAUUUCACGCAUGUGAUGAUUGAAGCGAUGCGAAUGGGGUUUGCAGAUGCGCUGGCGUGUGUGGCUGAUCCAGAGCACGUGCAGGUGCCUCUGGGGGAGGCUUUAUCUAAAGAGUAUGCAGCCAAACGAGCUGGGGAGAUCGAUUUAACACGGGCAGCGAUCGUUGAGCCAGGGAUUGGGGCGUGGGAAGGAGUGGGGACCGAUACGGUGUAUUUCUGUGCGGUGGACGGGGAGGGCAACGCAUGCAGCAUGAUCAACUCAAACUACAUGGGGUUUGGCACGGGGAUUGUCCCCAAGGGGUGCGGUUUUCCUAUUCAGAACCGCGGGCAUAACUUUUCCCUGGACCCUGACCAUCCCAACUGCCUGGCGCCUGGUAAGCGCCCCUACCACACCAUUAUUCCUGGCCUCGCCACCUGGGGGGAUACCCCUUCUACUGCAGCAGCAGCAUCAGCAGAAGCAGCAGCAGGAGCAGCAGCUGCAGCAGGAGAAGCAGGAGCAGAAGAGUCAAGAGCAGACGCAGGGGUGCCAGCAGGAGACCUGCACUGCACGUUCGGAGUGAUGGGCGGGUUCAUGCAACCCCAGGGCCACCUCCAGGUGGUAACCAGCCUCGCCCUCCUCUCCCUCAACCCCCAGGCCGCCCUCGACCGCCCCCGCUUCUGCCUCUCCGGCCUCCCCUCCCUCUCCCCCCCCGGGCACGGGCCUGGGCCAGUGAGAGAGAGCCACGUGGCGAUUGAGGAGGGGCUGGGGAGGGAGGAGGUGGCGGAGGAGUUGAGGAGGAGGGGGCAUCGGGUGGAGGUGGUGAGGGGGGAGGCGAGGGAGGUGUUUGGAAAGGGGCAGGUGAUUGUGAGGGAGAGAGGGAGUGGGGUGCUGUGGGGGGGGUCGGAGGGACGGGCAGAUGGCUGUGCCAUGGGGUUUUGA